Messenger RNA from Schistosoma intercalatum, 571 nucleotides. The record is from the annotation of a GenBank genome assembly. Lineage: Eukaryota; Metazoa; Platyhelminthes; Trematoda; Strigeidida; Schistosomatidae.
CCACUUUCUUAUAGUGGUAAAGAAGCACAUUUGUUUGGACGAUAUACCGAUCGUUCAUAUAGUUUCGGCGCGCUACUCUGCAUCGUGGUGAGAUUAGGAGUCGAUGUCUCGUAUCAAGGCCAAAAAGACAAGGAAGUUGCGUGGCCACGUAAGUCAUGGCCAUGGACGAGUAGGUAAACAUCGCAAGCAUCCGGGAGGACGGGGAAAUGCAGGUCUUGAACAUCACCAUCGUAUUAACAUGGACAAGUACCAUCCAGGCUAUAUUGGUAAAGUUGGUAUGCGCCAUUAUCAUCUUAAAAGAAACCCCUACUACUGUCCAACAAUUAACCUGGAUAAAAUAUGGUCUUUAGUUUCGCAAGCGACUUACGAAAAGUAUAGAGACUCCACUGAUGGUAAAGCUCCUGUAAUAGAUUGUUUGCGCAAGGGUUAUUUCAAAGUCCUAGGCAAGGGAUAUCUUCCGAAGGUCCCAGUUAUUGUCAAAGCCCGGUUCUUCUCUCGGAAAGCAGAAGAAAAAAUCAAAGCAGUUGGGGGAGCUUGUAUAUUAACUGCAUAAAUAUAAUUUAGCAUUGGA